Molecule: messenger RNA, 930 nt
Organism: Pygocentrus nattereri (red-bellied piranha)
Lineage: Eukaryota; Metazoa; Chordata; Actinopteri; Characiformes; Serrasalmidae
Product: olfactory receptor 142-like
Exons: 1
Coding region: 1-930 (309 amino acids)
Biological process (GO): G protein-coupled receptor signaling pathway
Cellular component (GO): membrane
Molecular function (GO): olfactory receptor activity; G protein-coupled receptor activity
Source: RefSeq, a predicted model, not a curated record
AUGGAAAAUUCCUCCAGAGAGUUGAUGUUUGUGCUUCAUGGACUCAGUGAGACAAGAACAAACAAAUACAUUUACUUUGCAUUUGGCCUUGUUGUCUAUAUUGUGACUUUGCUUGUAAAUUUAACACUAAUUAUUGCAAUUAUUCUGGACAAAACACUUCAUGAACCCAUGUAUCUCUUUAUAUGCAAUUUGUAUGUGAAUGGAAUAUGUGGUGCUUCUGCUUUCUAUCCAAAGAUUCUUGCUGAUCUUUUUUCAGACCUUCAUGUUAUCUCAUAUACAGGCUGCCUAGCACAAAUAUACAUCAUUAGCUGCUAUAUUUUUUGUGAAAUUACAUGUCUAACAGUCAUGGCAUAUGACCGAUAUGUAGCCAUUUGUAGACCUUUGGAAUAUUACACCAUUAUGAACAAACAGAAAGUGAUGAAAUUGUUGAUUUUUAUGUGGUUUUUCUCUGUGCUAGAAACAUCUGUUGGAAUUGUACUGACAGCCAGGCUACCUUUAUGUGGUAAUGAUAUUGACAAGAUUUACUGCUCUAACUGGGAGGUUGUUAAGCUUUCUUGCACAGACAUGACUGUGAACAGCAUUUACGGGUACCUAACAUUUUAUCAUGUCUGUCAAGCUGCGUUCAUCUUUGUCUCAUAUAUUCGCAUUAUCAGGGCUUCUUUGCGUUCUAAGACAGAGCGGGUUAAAUUCAUGCAGACUUGUCUGCCUCAUUUAAUCACCCUCAUCAACUUCACCAUUUCUGUAUUAUUUGAUGUACUGUAUGCUCGCUAUGGCAGAAGCCUGGGACUGCAAGCUCUGCGCAACAUCUUGGGAAUGGAGUUCCUUGUUGUGCCUCCUCUGCUGAACCCCAUCAUAUAUGGGUUAAAAAUGACUCAGAUACGGCACCGCUUUGUGAAAAUGUACAGCCACAAGUGGAAAGGAGUGCAAUAA